GUUCAACGAAAUGAUUCUUUAGACGUCAUUGAUCACGUGCUGCUGAUAAAGGGACUCUGCUUUGAAUUAUACCGCUUAGCGACUUCAGUACAUGCCUCAUAGCUCCAGUCUCAAACUUAACCCCGUUCCUGAUGAUGAAGAAGAGGUGGUCUGCCUGCUGGAUGGAGAAAGACGCUCUCGUGGAAGAGGAGGCUGUUACAAUACAAAAACAAGUAGAGGUUGAGGCUGUUAUUGUGAAAGAAGAAGAGAAAGAGGUCUCAGUUAAAGAAGAGGAAGACUCGUUCAGAGUCAAAGUGAAAGAAGUGGAGGGGGAAGUGACUGUCACAUCGAAAAAUGAAGAAGAGGAGGAAACUGGAUAUCUGGGCCCGGUUUCCCAAGCGCAUCUUAAGGCGUCGGAUGGUUCUAACGAUGAACGGGCCCUGAUUAACACGAGAGAGAGACGUGACUAUCGUGGAUCCUCUGGGGAGCCUCAACAACCUCAUGAUAGACCCACAGGGAAGAGAACUCACUGCUGCUCUGACUGUGGGAAGAGUUUCACCUCCUCAGCAGGCAUUAAAAUUCAUCAGAGAAUCCACACAGGAGAGAAAUAUUUUACCUGUAUUCAAUGUGGGAAGAGUUUUACUACAUCUGGCUCUCUGACAUUGCACCAGAGAAUACACACUGGAGAGAAACCUUAUAGCUGUGGUCAAUGUGGAAAGAGUUUUACUAGAUCUGGCCAUCUGACAUUGCACCAGAGAAUACACACAGGAGAGAGACCUUAUAGCUGUGUUCAAUGUGGGAGAAGUUUUACUAAAUCUAGCAAUCUUACAGUACACCAGAGAAAACACACAGGAGAGAAACCUUAUAGCUGUGGUCAAUGUGGGAAGAGAUUUACUAGAUCUGGCCAUCUGACAUUGCACCAGAGAAUACACACAGGAGAGAAACCUUAUAGCUGUGGUCAAUGUGGGAAGAGUUUCACUACAUCUGGCUAUCUGACAUUGCACCAGAGAAUACACACUGGAGAGAAACCUUAUAGCUGUGGUCAAUGUGGGAAGAGUUUUACUACAUCUGGCAAUUUGACUCAACACCAGAGAAUACACACAGGAGAGAAAUCUUAUAGCUGUGGUCAAUGUGGGAAGAGUUUUACUACAUCUGGCCAUCUGACAUUGCACCAGAGAAUACACACAGGAGAGAAACCUUAUAGCUGUGGUCAAUGUGGGAAGAGUUUUACUACAUCUGGCCAUCUGACAUUGCACCAGAGAAUACACACAGGAGAGAAACCUUAUAGCUGUGAUCAAUGUGGGAAGAGUUUUGGUAGAUCUGACAAGCUGACAUCACACCAGAGAACACACACAGGAGAGAAAUAUUAUAGCUGUGUUCAGUGUGACAAGAGGUACUCUGAUAAAAGAUCUCUGAUCAAACAUCAGAAAAUACAUACAUGAAGGAGUUAUUUUUGAGCUGUUAGUUUUAACAGGACGUGCAACCUCAUCUCCCUCCUGUCGGCACAAUUGAUUUCAACAUGAUAUUGAUGAGUGAUGACAAAUAAGUGUUGUGUUCCUUUGUUUAGCGCCCCCUACAUUUAAAUGCAUCACUCCAACAUGUAGCUGACUGUCUUCUGCAGGUUGUCCUCUAACCAGUGAGGUGAAAUAUAUCUCACAUUUCCAUGUUUUUAGUUGUGUUAGUUUCAACAGCACAUACAACCUGAUUUCCUCCCUAAUUGAUAUCCGUGAUUUUUCUUCUAUUUGUCAAAACAACAGUGUUUCUGGUGCUUGUGCAGUUUAUAAGGAGCUUGUUUAAAAAAUACAAGUAAUAUGAUUAUUGUGGCAGAUGUUUGUGUAAAUAGCACAUGUUAUGUUUAGGUUUUCAAUUUAUCCCCAAACUGUUCCUGCAUAUUGGUUAUUGAUUUGGAGACAUUAAAACUGUGUUUUGACAUUGGGGCUAUCACACAUAGCAAAAUGUAAUUGAAAAGCCAUUGAAAAUAAGACUAUGCAACUAAAUAUUUCAUAUUUACAUUUCAUGUAACAUUUAGUAGUGAUAUUUAUUAAUGCAACCAACUGACAAUUUUUGGUACAAUUAUAUUGACAUUAUUGCCCUACUUUUAGAAUAUCAGGGUUAAUUCUCAGAUGUGCUAGAGCAUGACAUUGGGGACUGGGCCCCGAUCCAACAACAUGCCUAUCUAGUGAACCCUGAAAAGAGAGAGAAGCUCCGCGGUGAGGUGGAAAGUUACUACGGAUAUUGCAGGAGUUUCCUCUUGAAAUCAGACAUGUCUGUGGUAAGGACAACUUGGAUGCUGAUUGUCUCAAAGGUGGGCGGUCAAAAAGAUUUGUGUUUUGCGUUUAGCCAGUGCGUUGCCAUGGAUCACAAUUUAUUUUGACUGCACGGUUCUUUGUAUUGGGGAUGAGUUUUGUUUGGGCUCGUUCCAAAGGGAUGAGAGUUCUAGAAGCUAGUGAGUUUCAGGAAGACGAGAGUUCUAGAAUCUAGUGAGUUUCAGGAAGACGAGAGUUCUAGAAGCUAGUGAGUUUCAGGAAGACGAGAGUUCUAGAAGCUAGUGGGAAAACAAGGUGUUUUUCCUAUAUUUAAUUGUUGACAGCCAGUAGACACCAUGUUUAUAUUGGUGAAGGUGAAGCAUUGUGGUUGAUUAUAUUGUGAAAUGGAAAUUGUUUUAUGUUGGUGGUGAGCAAACUUAUCCAACUAAAAUAUAGGAUAUAUUUGUUGUCUUAAGGGGGAAGGUGUUCCAGGCUUUUGUUUUUCCAUUUAUGUUUUGAGGUUGGACUUUUGCCCGUGUAGAUUGUUAGCAUAUAGGGAGAACCAAUCAGAGCCCCUCCUAAAACAUGUUUAGUUGUGGUUGUUGUUAGUUCCCUCUUCUGUUUGAGGGACAUUUUUGGUUUUCUUGCUGGAGAACGUAACAUCAAACAAUGGAGAAAGACAGGAUAUUUUGGGUUGCAUAUUGCAGUGAAUUGUUAAUAUUUUAAUCGAUGACAUUUCCUUAGAAUGCUCAUUAGUUUUCAGUUAUUCUGUUUUUUUAUCCUCUUAUGUUUGUGUUUUAAAUAUUUGUUUAUUUUCAUUGUUUUUUUCCUGUGAACCCGUUGGUUUGUAUCCGUGUCUGAAAUGUGCUGUAUAAAUAAAGCUUGAUUUGAUUUGAACAUAUUGCAAAACAAAUUAACCCAAUGACUGGCAAUCAACAGACUAGCAAAACCAAUGAACAAAUAUGUGAAAAAGCAAGAUCCAUCUUAGUGUAAAUUCAGUAAAUCUUCCACUAUGGUAUGUGUGUUUAGUAUCACUUUUCAACCAAUCCCAGGCCAUUUGUUGAAGAUGAAAAAUUUUGAAAUC
Oncorhynchus mykiss (rainbow trout) is the source of this 3309-nucleotide messenger RNA. Lineage: Eukaryota; Metazoa; Chordata; Actinopteri; Salmoniformes; Salmonidae. The record is from RefSeq and is a predicted model, not a curated record.